Messenger RNA from Eupeodes corollae, 1617 nucleotides. RefSeq names its product ubiquinone biosynthesis monooxygenase COQ6, mitochondrial (gene Coq6). Gene Ontology annotation, biological process: ubiquinone biosynthetic process. The record is from RefSeq and is a predicted model, not a curated record. The transcript has 8 exons. Lineage: Eukaryota; Metazoa; Arthropoda; Insecta; Diptera; Syrphidae. The coding region runs from base 119 to 1525 and encodes 468 amino acids. Gene Ontology annotation, molecular function: 2-octaprenyl-6-methoxyphenol hydroxylase activity; FAD binding; oxidoreductase activity, acting on paired donors, with incorporation or reduction of molecular oxygen, NAD(P)H as one donor, and incorporation of one atom of oxygen. Gene Ontology annotation, cellular component: mitochondrion.
CAAUCGCAAUCAGCUGUUUAGUAUUCUACUUUGUGGAAUUGUGUUUAUUUUUAUCAUUUGAAUUUCACAAAUAUUUAUUUUUCAACUAAAAUUUUGCUUAAGCUUUGAAAUAAUCGAGAUGUCAAUUUUAAUUCGAUUUUCUGGCAAAAGGAUUGCUCAGCCAUUUAAAUCAGUAAUAUGUUCGUCGCGACUGAUAUCACAAGACCAGAAAAAUCCUCUUGAUACAAAUAAAAAUAGUAACCCCCAGCACUACGAUAUAAUUAUUGCCGGUGGUGGUCUUGUCGGCACUGCUCUUGCUUGUGGCAUAGCAAAAAAUAAAGUACUUUCGGAAAAGCGUGUUCUUUUGCUUGAAGGUGCUCCACCAUUCAAAGGAUUUUCUGGUGGCCAGUACGGAAACCGUGUAUCAGCUAUUAAUAAUUGUUCUAUUGAACUUUUCAAAUCUAUUGGAGCCUGGAAUAGAAUAUCGUCUGUUCGUUACAAGCCUGUUAAGCAAAUGCAAGUUUGGGAUGCCAGCUCCGAUGCUCUGAUCUCAUUUAAUCAUGAUAACUUCUCAGAAGAUGUUGCUUGUAUAAUUGAAAAUGAUUUAAUGCUAGACGCUAUAUAUGGUCAACUAGAAUCAACCAAAAAUGUAACAAUUUUGAACAAGUCAAUGGUUAGCAGUGUUGAAUUGCGAAUGGGUGGCAAUACAAAGAACAUUGUUUGUCUAAAAAAUGGUGAUUCAAUGAGUUGUGAUUUAUUGAUUGGUGCAGAUGGUGCAAAUUCUAUUGUGCGAAAAGAGAUGGGUGUUGAUGUAUUUGCCUUAAACUACGAACGAAUGGGACUUGUAGCUACUCUUGAACUUGUCGAUCCAGGAGACAAUUCCGUAGCUUGGCAAAGAUUUAUUCCCACAGGUCCAGUGGCAUAUCUACCGUUAAACGACACAAUGAGUUCAUUGGUCUGGAGUACUACUCCUAAUGAUGCAAAAAGGCUGGCAGCAUUGGCUCCAAAUGAAUUUGUCGAUGCAGUGAAUGAAGCAUUUUGGAAGGACUUUCCAAAGAAUGACAUUGUCACAAACGCAUUGGGAGCUUUGAAUUCAAUUAUGGGAAGCAAUAAUUUGGCUAACCGUCAAUAUCCACCUAAAGUGAAGAGCGUUGUAGAAGGCUCUCGAGCAUGUUUCCCACUUGGUUUUCUUCAUGCCUCGUCUUAUGUCUCGACUGGUGUUGCUCUCAUUGGAGAUGCAGCACAUCGAAUUCAUCCUCUCGCCGGUCAAGGAGUAAAUUUAGGCUUUAGUGAUGUGACAAACUUAAUCAAAGUCCUUUCGGAUGCUGUGUAUGCCGGAGCUGAAAUUGGGGACAAACAUCAUUUGGUGCAAUAUGAACAAAGCAGUCUAAUAAAAAAUGUGCCUCUUAUGAUCGGUGUUCAUGGUCUGCAACGACUGUAUUCAACAACUUUCUUCCCAGUUGUGUUGCUUCGAAGUUUAGGAUUACAACUCACUCAGAAUAUACCUGGAAUUAAGGACAUCUUCUUAAAACGAGCAAUAGCUUAAAAUAUAAAGCCUUUGUUUUUUUUUAGUUGAUUUAUGUUGUCUUUUAAUCAAACAAUAAAUUUAAUAAAAGAAUAGAUUAUUAUACCAUGUCA